UAGCUGGUAGAUUUGACCACCGUUGAGUAUGUUGACUAGGGCUGACCAUAGAAUUAGGGUUCUUCUGGCUAUGGCGUGCGCCCGCGGGCACGCUCUUCUCCUUCUCCCCAAGGUGAGACACUACUCUUCUAGGGUCCUUGCCUGCGAGGGGUCUGCGAUUCCUGCCGCAUUGCCGACGGCCGCGUACGUGCAUCUCCCAUUCUGCAAGCGCCGAUGCCAUUACUGCGAUUUCCCGAUCGUCGCGCUGGGCGAGUCGAGCUCCAAUGCCGGCUCCACCAUGGAGAGCUACGUCGAUCUGGUGUGCCAGGAGAUCGCCGCCGAGCGCUCGCCUUCGAGAGGCGCUCUCCAGACGGUCUUCUUCGGUGGAGGUACGCCAUCGCUCAUUCCAAUCCCGCUGCUCCAGCGGAUCAUCCAGGCGCUGGAAGCCAAGCACGGCUUCUCGCGUGACGCACCGAUGGAAAUCAGCAUGGAAAUGGAUCCAGGAACUUUCUCCCGGGACUACCUCACGGAGGCGAUCCAGUCGUGCGGGAUCAACAGGGUCUCUCUCGGCGUCCAGGCCUUCGAUGACGAUCUCCUCAAGCUCUGCGGAAGAUCCCACUGCCUGGACGACGUCUUCCAGUCGAUCGAGUGGAUCAAAGACUCGCUGCAAAACUGGAGCUUGGAUCUCAUCUCCUCGCUCCCUCACCACACUCUAGCGUCAUGGAGGAAAUCACUCGAGCAAGCGAUCGCUGCGUCCCCGGCCCACGUCUCGAUCUACGAUCUCCAGAUCGAGCAAGGGACCAAGUUUGGGAAUCUCUACAAGCCUGGCAUGGAUCCACUCCCCAGCGACGACGACUCGGCCGAGUUCUUCAAGCUGGGAUCGUCAAUGCUCCGGGAAGCCGGCUACGAUCACUACGAGAUCAGCAACUACGCGAGGAAAGGCUUCCAGUGCCGCCACAAUCUCGUCUACUGGAAGAACCAGGGAUACUACGCGUAUGGGCUGGGAUCCACGAGCUUCGUGGAUGGAAAGAGGGUCAAGAGGAGCAAGAGAAUGAGAGAGUACGCCAAGUUUGUGGAAGCUCUAGCGGCGGGAUCACCUGUUCUUCCCGAAAGUUUGGAGGGAUCACGCACGGAAGCCGUUCUUCCCGAGAGUGUGGAGGAUCGGAUCCUUGACACCGUGAUGCUGGCUCUCCGGCUGGCGGAGGGGAUCGACCUGCGGCGAUUCGAGGCGGAGUUUGGGAGUGAAUUGGCAGGGAUCUUGUGCGAUGGGCUCGCGGAGUUUGUGGCGAGUGGGAAUGUAGUGUUCUUGGACGCGUCGAGGGAGUGUACGGCGGAGCGAGCGGGGGCUGUGUACGGCAGGCUGACGGAUCCAAAUGGAUUUCUAGUGUCGAACGAGAUAAUCUCGAGGCUCUUCUGUUUGGUAAAGUAAAAGAUUCGGAGAAUAUGCUCUUGCCACCUUUCUAAAGGUCUUAGGGCAUUGACUUUAAA
Messenger RNA from Selaginella moellendorffii, 1467 nucleotides. RefSeq names its product oxygen-independent coproporphyrinogen-III oxidase-like protein sll1917. Gene Ontology annotation, cellular component: cytoplasm. The coding region runs from base 29 to 1408 and encodes 459 amino acids. The record is from RefSeq and is a predicted model, not a curated record. NCBI's taxonomy places the organism in Eukaryota, Viridiplantae, Streptophyta, Lycopodiopsida, Selaginellales, Selaginellaceae. The transcript has a single exon. Gene Ontology annotation, molecular function: coproporphyrinogen oxidase activity; 4 iron, 4 sulfur cluster binding. Gene Ontology annotation, biological process: porphyrin-containing compound biosynthetic process.